UUGCUUGGAUGAGUCAGACGCGUUCAUUCAAUACUUUCGUGUUUAUGUUCGUAAACAUUUGCGUGUUUGAAUGGAUUGCAAUUGGAUGUGGUAUUAUGAGACGGAGGAAUAGGUGAUUUCAGAAACGGUUUCACCUCGCGAUGGACGAGCUGAAACACAAGAUUCUGGGGCUCCUCCAUAAACAGGGCCCCAAAAUUCCUUCAAUGGGAUUUUCCGACGCCAACUAUCAUUUCUCCAAAGGCGACAACCUUAGCAUCAACAGCAAAACCGUGACGGAAUCUGAUCGACCAGCUGAUCAGGAUAUUUUGGAGAGCAUACAGGCUGCUUAUUUUGCAGUCACAGAUGAUUUCGAUAUCUGCCGUUUCGAGCUGAGCAAACUCCCUGACGUAUUGGAUUGCGACCAAAUACAGCGCGAUUUCAAGUUGCUGAAGCAGCAGCACCAAGUUGUAUCCAAGAAAGUGCUGCAGCUCAUCUUGGAGCAUCAGAAUUCCUGCAAUGAAGAGUUCCAAAAGAUCCUCCAAGUUUUGGACACGCUCAAGGAGACUUUAUCAAUGUGUAGUCAAGGUAGACUCGAAUUGGCCGUCGCCGAAAAGCAGCUUGCUUCAACUUUAAGCGUCCUGUCCAAUCACCGGAAACGGAAACGCGCACAGAAUCUGCUCGACAAUCUGAACACAAUUAAAACCUUGUAUAGAACGGAUCACAGAUUGCAGGAACUCUUGAACGAGGAGAAUUAUGCCGGAGCCAUCGAGUUGUUGCAGGAAUGUCAGACUGCAGCUCACACCUACAAACAUUUCAAUUGCGUUGCAGCUUUAACAAAUAAGCUGCAGGAAACUCUGGAGUUUACCGAAGAGCAACUUGACAGGGUUCUGGCUCAAAUGUGCUACUAUUUCGAUGAUACCCGCUACUCGAAAUUGCAAGCCGCUUUCAGGUUGUUGGGUAAAACGCAACUCGCCGUUGAUCAUUUACACAUGCAUUACAUAAGUGCGAUUUAUAAUACCGCACUUAAUAUAGUGCAUGUGUACGUGCAGAAUCCCGAAAUUAACGGUGAUGUUAACGAUGGCAGCGGAAAGAAACCCUACAAGAAUCUCUGUUUGUCGGUGGAGCAAGAAAACUUUAUUCCAUGCUUGAUAGAUUUAUGCAAAUCCCUCUUUAAAAUUGUGCUCAGCUAUUAUAGUUUGGUUAAAUGGCACAACAAACAUGAUUGCGAUGAGGGUGAAAAGGAUGGGAAUUUGGAGGAUAAUUUCAAUAAGCAAUAUAUUAAGCAGAAGUUGGAGCAUAAUCUCGUGAAGAUUUGGCAGGAUGUCGAGAGUAAAGUUUCUUCGCUUUUGCUGAACAGCGAUUUGGCUUCUUAUAAAUUCGAGCAGUUCGUGCAGGUGCUUGGUGUUGUGCACAGGUUGAUCGAAGUCGGGGAAGAAUUUUGCGGUAGCAAAUCUGAAGAAUUACAAGAAUCGAUCAAGAAACAGAGCUUUAACUACUUUAAGAAUUACCAUGCGCAGCGGAUAGAAGAGCUGAAGAUAUUUCUGGAGAAUGAAAGUUGGGAAAUUUGCCCUGUGAAGCAUACGUUUGAUAUUCUGCAAUUACAGGAGUUCAAAUCGAUGAGACAUGUUUUGCGAAAUUAUAAGAAGGCUUCUUUGGCUUACACUAAUUCACCUGAUUGUUGUUCCUCUAAUCACUCACAAGAUGGAAGUAGCGUUGUCACAGGGAAUUAUUUCAUAAGAUUUAGCGAGCAUGGAACACCAUUCGAUUCGAAGCUGGAGGAAACUUUGAUCGAGGAAGAUAUUCUUGCUUUCGACGAUGAUGGCCCAGGUUAUUUCUCCGAGGAUAGCGAGGAGGAAAACGAGGAACUCAGUAAGGAUUAUGUGGAUGAAUACGCUGGGGAAUUAAAUGGGCAAAACGCUAAACGAGAGAAACAUCAGAACAUACAACAAAGAUCGCCCAUACUCACAAAUACAACUCUCACUGUUUUACGGCAAAUGGGAAAUUACCUGCAGAUGUCGAGACUGCUCCAACCCAUAGCUUUCGACAUUAUCAUGUGUAUGGCUCAACUUUACGAUUUCUACCUCUAUUACGUGCACUCUUUCUUCACGAUAGAUUUAACAAUUAGCAGCAAUUCCCUAUACUCUUUAAGUUUAAAUUCAACAUUGAAAAGGAUUCAAGAGGAUUUGUAUGAGAAUAACGAACGGCAUGUCGCUCUCUCCGAUCAAGUCGAUUUGACUGUACCUGAAAAGUUGCAUGGAUUGGCGCAAAGGAUCGUAGGCGUCGAGAGUUUGAUUUUCCUCUCGAAGCAGUACAGCUCUCUGCAAGGAUACCUGGAGUUCCUGGUUCCGCCACAAAACAAAAUUAUACUACAACAGUUUUUUACGCAGUCAAUUGGAAGCGCUGCAGAUUUACGUAGACCAAUUUACAUGUCUGUUGUCGCUAAGGUAUUUGAUCUUCGGCAAAUUCUGGUCUCUAUGUCGAAGAUCAAUUGGGAAGUGAAGGACGUGAUGUCGCAGCACAACACCUAUAUCGAUGUGAUUCUGAGAGAAAUACAAAUAUUUACGAUGAGAUUGGAGCAGAUCAGCUCGAAGGUGCACAUAUCUACAGAUGUUUACAAAAGCUUGUGGGAGAAUGCAGCGCACAUAAUCACUCACACUUUAGUUCAAGGAUAUUCCGAUGCGAAGAAAUGUUCGAAUGGUGGCAGAGCAUUGAUGCAGCUGGACUUCACGCAGUUUCUCCUGAAAUUUGAGAAAAUUUCAGGGAUGAGACCCGUACCCCAUCGCGAAUACGUCGAGAAUUACGUGAAGGCCUAUUACCUCCCUGAAAACGAGCUGGAAAAAUGGAUCAAAGAGCAUUCGGAGUAUUCGUCGAAGCACCUGUUCGGUUUGGUGUCCUGCAUGUGCCAGAACAACAAGAAGAGUAGACAGCGUUUGUUCCAGGUCAUCGAGGACAUCGAAAAGUCCGCCUCAGUUCCCCGAUAGUAAGAUCCAACUAUGAUUGGAAUUUCUGUAUUAUCCUAUCUCUCUAUUCGUUUCCCUUUAAUCUAUUUAUAUUAUGUAAUUAUUAUGAAAUUAAGUUCGAAAUCUGUCCAUUCCGCGCGCUUUAAAAGUGCAAACAGUAUAAUAUAGUUUAGCAACACCUUUUCUGAUGUGUUUAUGUACGUACUUAAGUGAUCGGUUUUUAUUUGAGUAAAUAAUUUGCGAGGCUCGGCCUUUUCGCGCAACAAAAAAUGAAACAGAAAUACUACACGAAUCGAUGAACUUGUUAAUAUGAUUGUUGAAUGUUGUUACGACAUGUAAAUAAAGUGAUUCAUUUUGUUUUCAAUCGAA
Molecule: messenger RNA, 3308 nt
Organism: Nicrophorus vespilloides
Lineage: Eukaryota; Metazoa; Arthropoda; Insecta; Coleoptera; Silphidae
Gene: Vps50
Product: syndetin
Exons: 13
Coding region: 141-2960 (939 amino acids)
Biological process (GO): retrograde transport, endosome to Golgi; endocytic recycling
Cellular component (GO): EARP complex
Molecular function (GO): SNARE binding
Source: RefSeq, a predicted model, not a curated record